Artibeus jamaicensis (Jamaican fruit-eating bat) is the source of this 1588-nucleotide messenger RNA. It is a transcript of the gene GLA, whose product is annotated as galactosidase alpha. Gene Ontology annotation, molecular function: alpha-galactosidase activity. Bases 107 to 1408 code for a protein of 433 amino acids. The transcript has 7 exons. The record is from RefSeq and is a predicted model, not a curated record. NCBI's taxonomy places the organism in Eukaryota, Metazoa, Chordata, Mammalia, Chiroptera, Phyllostomidae. Gene Ontology annotation, cellular component: cytoplasm. Gene Ontology annotation, biological process: oligosaccharide metabolic process; glycosylceramide catabolic process; glycoside catabolic process.
UCUGCCUCUGGGGAUAACCGUCCCAGUUACCUGAGAAAGAACGUCAUUACGUAACUCCAGUAAUUAAGGUUAAAUUUAAAAACCCUGUUUACCAGGGAAAUUUGUUAUGUAUGGUUACUUGACAAUGAGGCUGACAAGCAGCGUGCAGCGUCUAGGCUGCGUGCUGGCACUUUGUUUCCUGGCCCUGGUUCUCUGGGACAUUCCUGGGGCCUGGGCCCUGGACAAUGGCUUGGCAAUGACCCCUACCAUGGGCUGGCUUCACUGGGAGCGUUUCAUGUGCAACACUGACUGCAAAGAAGAGCCGGAUUCCUGUAUCAGUGAGAAACUCUUCAUGCAAAUGGCAGAUCUCAUGGACUCAGAUGGCUGGAAGGAAGUAGGGUAUGAGUACCUCUGCAUUGAUGACUGUUGGAUGGCUGCCCAAAGAGACUCAAAAGGCAGACUUCAGGCAGACCCUAUACGCUUUCCUAGUGGGAUCCACCACCUAGCUAACUAUGUCCAUAGCAAAGGACUGAAACUGGGGAUUUACGCAGAUGUUGGGAAAAAAACCUGUGCAGGCUUCCCUGGGAGUUUUGGAUACUAUGACAUUGAUGCCGAGACCUUUGCUGACUGGGGAGUAGAUCUGCUAAAAUUUGAUGGUUGUUACUGUGACAGUGUGGAACAGUUGGCAGAUGGUUAUAAACACAUGUCCUUGGCCUUGAACAAGACUGGCAGAAGCAUUGUGUACUCCUGUGAGUGGCCCCUUUAUAUGUGGCCCUUUCAUAAGCCCAAUUAUACAGAAAUCCGACAGUACUGUAAUCACUGGAGAAAUUCUGGAGACGUUUAUGACUCUUGGCAGAGUGUAAAGAAUAUUUUGGAGUGGACAUCUUCUAACCAAAAGACAAUUGUUAGUGCUGCAGGACCAGGAGGUUGGAAUGACCCAGAUAUGUUAGUGAUUGGCAACUUUGGCCUCAGCUGGGAUCAGCAAAUAACUCAGAUGGCUCUCUGGGCUAUCAUGGCAGCUCCAUUACUCAUGUCCAAUGACCUCCGACACAUCAGCCUUCAAGCCAAAAUGCUCCUUCAGAAUAAGGAUGUAAUUGCCAUCAACCAGGACCCCUUGGGCAAACAGGGAUACCUACUUAGAAAGGAAGACAACUUUGAGGUGUGGGAACGCCCUCUCUCUAGCUUAGCCUGGGCUGUGGCUAUGGUAAACCUGCAGGAGAUUGGUGGACCUCGUUCUUAUACUGUCAACAUUGCAUCCCUGGGUCAAGGAGUGGCCUGCAAUCCUGCCUGUUUUAUCACAGAGCUCCUCCCUACGAAGACAAAGCUUGGGUUUUAUGAAUGGACUUCUUGUUUAAAAACUCGAAUAAAUCCCACAGGUACUGUUUUGCUUCUGCUAGAUAGAAGCCAGACAUUUAAAAAACCUCCUUAGUAGCCCUUGGUUGGGUGACUCAGUUGGAGCGAGCAUCAUCCCACACAUCAAAAGGCUGCAGGUUUAAUCCCCAGUUGGGGCACUUAUAGGAGCAAUUGAUCUAUCUCUUUUCCUCUAAAAUCAAUAAAUAUUGCCCCCCCAUUGAGGUUUAAAAAAAAUAAAAGCUUCCUUAAAAAUGUU